GUAACCAUACACUUAAUAUCAAACAAGUUUAGCUGGUUAGCUAACAACGUAGUUUUUUAAGUUCUUGUGUCUCGCUACACGACUAGUUAGUUUGGCUAUCCUAGCUAGCUAUCUUUUAAACUCUUGAUGUGUGUUGUAUGAUGCGAAGAUGUGCUAUGGUUAGGAUAUUGAUGGCGACAAUUUGACAAAUAAUGAGUGAGAACAGCAGGCCUUGGGCAUGGUUAAUAACUUUAUUAGCUAGUAGUUUGCGAAUAGGAUGUGUAUUUUUGUCAAGGUGGCAAAGAGUACAGUGAAGAUGGCACAGCUGUCACGGGGUGCUUUGCUGUGGCGCAGUAUGAAGCCCUUGUUACAUCGCCAUGUCAGCGUGGUUUGGGCCUCGACCUAUAAGGCUGUAAUAUUCGAUAUGUUUGGGGUUCUCAUACCGUCACCGCUCGCUAAGGCAACAGAAUGGGAAGAGAAGAAUGACGUUCCGCAUGGCACAAUAGGCAGAGCCAUUAGGACAGGGGGAGAUGGAAACUCUUGGAAGAAGUACAUGAGAGGGGAGCAGGGUCCAGAGGAGUUUGUGCAGACCUUUAGCCAAGACUGCAGUCGAAUUGUGGGCUUCAAGGUCCACAUUGGCUCUUUCCACUCGGCUUUGACCAGUGGCUCCAUGACACAGCCUCUUUCAGCUAUGAUGGAGGCUGUGCAGGGUGUCCGUGCUGAGGGUUUGAAGACCGCAGUUCUUAGCAACAACUUCCUGCUGCCCGGGGGAAAUUCCUUUCUGCCUCUGGAUCCCUCUCUCUUUGAUGUGAUCAUAGAGUCCUGCAAAGUUGGCAUGUGUAAGCCAGAUCCAAGGAUCUACCUACUGUGUGCAGACAGGCUGGGGGUCUUGCCUCAGGAAGCAGUGUUUCUCGAUGACCUGUGCUUCAAUGUGGAGGCUGCAGAGCGAGUGGGCAUGCAUGGCAUUGUGGUCAAAGAUCCUAUAUCUGCUGUUAAGGAGCUGGAGCAGGUGCUGAACAUGUCCUUGUCUGGGUUUGUUACUGGAACACGUUCUGUGAGGUCAAGUCAACAACUCCCUGUAGACCGUCUCGCCCAGUACCUCGACAAAGCUAUUCAGGUACCCCAUGCAGACCCAAUUACAGUGCGGCAAUUCAGCCAGAGCCACUUUGAUUCUGCAUACCUCCUGACCUGUGGUGGGAGCCAUCUUGUUCUAAAGAAGAAACCAAAUACUGAAUCUCUGAGAAAGGAGUGCAGGCUUCUCAAAGGCCUGAAAGGUGUUGGAGUUCCUGUGCCAGAUGUUCUUGCCCAGUGUGAAGUAGCCAGUGUCCUGGACACCCCGUUUUACCUGACAUCUUACAGCCAGGGGCACAUAUUUAAUAAUCCCUUUCUGCCAGGAUUGGCGCCUGAUAGGAAGAGAUCUAUAUAUGAAACUAUGGUCCAAACACUCUGUCAAAUACACAGAGUUGACCUAAAAACCACAGGCUUAGAGGACCUCAGAGAGCCAGGAAACUUCAUGAAAAGUCAGGUGAAGAGGUGGGCACAACAGUACAAGGCCAGUACCAGUCAGCCCAGUCCAGCUAUGAACAGGCUUAUAGAUUGGCUCCUGUUGCAUCUCCCUCAACAGCAAAGGACCACACUAUUGCAUGGAGACUACAGGUUGGACAACCUGCUGUUUGAUUCGGAGAAGUCGGUUGUGAGGGCAGUGUUGGGCUGGGGCCUCUCCACUGUAGGAGACCCUAUUGUAGAUCUGGCUUGCUCUUGUAUGUCCCUCUAUGAGACUUGUAACCCUGCUAGCCAACCAGGGAACGAGCUUGCUCUGAACGGCGUUCCCAGUGCUGAGGAAAUGUUUGAGCUGUACAGCAGGACAAUGGGGCUGGAGAGCAUCCCAAACUGGCAGUUCUACAUGUCCUUCUCCUUCUUCCGACAGGCUGUCAUCUUACAGAGUAAUCAUGCAAACUCUCUCAACGGGGCUGGCAGCACGUGUCAAAUGGAGGCCAUGGCAGAACUGGCAUGGCACUUUGCCACUAAAGAGGGCUUCCGUAUCUUCAAUGCCAUGCCCAGAGCUGCAGGGCUUUGAGCAGAAGGACAAUGGGCAGCACCUUCUCACAUCAGCCCAGGCAAUUCUGUUAGACAGUGGGCUUUUGUCUGUGUCUUGCUGUGCACUACAGUAGGUGACCAGGAAACUGAUCUAGUAUGCUCAACUCAGUGAUAGAACUGCAUGCAGCUGGAUCAGUAAUAUUUGUCAUUUCAGACUUUGAUGUUGCUUUAUCCACGCACUAGAGGUGCUUGUUCAGUGGUAGAGAAAGAUUAGGUUUCAUUUCAAAGAACCAAGUGUGUAUAUUUUUACUGACAGAUAAAACUGGUAUUUCAAACACCAAGAACAAGUUAUCCAAUCAGCAUAUACACUGGCUCCAGGUGUGUAACUUCUGUGAAAAGAUUGAAAUUAGUCUUUUCAUAUCCUUGCCAUUUGAUUUGUUGUAAAGCUGAAGGAAGGAGUCUGGUUCAUAUUGGCUAUCUCCAAUUCACAGACAUGGGACUGGAUGCCAGAGUCAAGAGUUAGUAAACUUGAAAAUGUUAGAUUUUUUUUUUGGUUGUUUGUAUUGUCAGUGUUAAUAAUAAGGCAACAAUGAAAUUGUGAAAAAAAAUAGUUUUUUUCUGAGAAUAAGAAUCAAUUACACUAUCCUAACACAAAUAUUAGGAUAUCUCUACAACUAAUGAUGCUGUAUUUGAUGCAUUUUAAACAGAAGCAAAGCAGUUAAGCCCAACUCGCUUUUUAAUUGGCUAACUUGUCACUCAGGCCCUGCAGAACCUUUUGGCUUCAAGAUAUGCUGAAGGCAUUGAAGCAUAAGUACAUUUCAACACAAGUGCCUUUGUACUUAACUCAGGUAAAAUGUAAAUAGAUGAUAUUCUGUUAAGUACAGGACUUGUGUACUUUGUCCAUGAUGGAUAACCACCAGUAAAAUCCCAGGCGAUAAGCCAGAUAUGUCCCUUUUAAGAAGGAGCAGCGAGGCUGAGGGGGAGUAUUUACGUUAGGACAGCAGAAUACGCCUGAAAGUACCAGGCUAAUACCAGGUGCUGUUUAUGGCACUGCUGUGCCACUUCAUCAUUCCAUAGUCAUUAUUGCAAUGUUUUAAGAAAUCGACAAUGGCAGGUGAUUCUCCAGCUAUGGAAAGAGUGUAGAAUUGGGGCAUGUGUCUACUGGGUGAACCCUUCAUUGCGUUAAAGGAGUGCUUGAUGGUAAAGAGCCUUCUACAGUGCAUUAGUGUAGUUACUCAGGUCAAAUGUGGGCAUGCAAAAUGCAACAUUUUGUAAUAAAAGCAUGUUUGCACAAGACUGCAUGUGCUCCAAUAAUUUGCCAGGGUAGUGUUUACUCUGUGUAAUCUAAAUAUGAUAUUAAUAAUUUAGACUUAAUAAAAGGCAGUGUCGCUUUAAAUGCCAGAAAAAAUGAUGGAAGUCUUUUUUUUUUUUUUUUUUUUUUUUGUCCAGCACCUGUGUGCACACAUAACUAAACCCCUGAACUGCCGUGUUAUCUAACCAGCAAUACUGGGCCUACGUGCAUGCUCUUGUUUGAUUUGAAUAGGUUUUGUUUGAUAGUCUGAAGUUCAGUCGCUGCAGUGCAGUACAAGUAAAUCAAAUACAUUUACAUCAGUACAGUUUUUAAGUAUUUGAACUCUAUUUGGGCCUACUUUUAUUCCACCCCUAUUUAAGCCUAUUUGACUUUUUACAGUAAUCUUUCAUUGCCUGUCUAAUUAAGAAUUGGAUGGAGGCCUGUUGGAAUGGUCUGAUUUCUCAUGAACACCACUGUGUUCAUCAGAGUCAAUAGAAAUGCCUCAGAAUGUGUGUAAAGAACAGUUUCAUCCAGUGCUCAUAUAAUUCUCACAAUUAUUUACUUACUUUUACCUCUGGAAAUGCAUAUUCUCCGUGUUCUUAAGUUUGUAAAAAAAAAGUGAUUCUUACACAAUACAGUGUAUUCUUUUUCAGCCUUUUGCUUAAGAAAAUGUAACUGAUGUCCUUCAGCAUGAGCUGUGGUUUGUUCAUUGGCUAAUUGGUGAGGUUUGCUAAUUGCUAACAUAAAAGUAGCUAAGUGUCUAACUACUGUCUGUGCUCUGAAUGUUGAUGGUGAGAGAUUUGAACCAGUACAUGAUGAACUGCAGUGUUAAGUAUAUAGUUGUUUUUUUUAAAUAACACAAACAUGCACAUUAAUAUUAGAAAAUGUGCUUUGGGUACCUUUAAAUUCAGAAAGUUUUGUGGUUUUUUUGUUUUUGUUUUUUUUGUUUUUUCUCUAACUUAAGUACAAUUUUGAUUGUUUCUACUUUAACUGUUCUAAUUUGUGGAUAUAUUUACACCACUGUUCCAUCUAUCCCAGUCCCUGUUGUAUAACAAAUGAUGAGACUUGUAAAAUUAAAAUUGUAUAACAUUUUUAUUUAGGACAUGCUGGAUUAAUUUUGAAUGUUCACACAGAAUAUAACACAAUGCGUUAAUCUUCUGAUUUUUCUCAUUGUUGCCUUUAUAUCUUAGGUUCUGUCAUUUUAAAUGAAUGGACUGUGAACUGUAUAAUAUGGUCUGACCAGGCCAUAUCAGAUUACAAUUUUCAUGAAUAAAAGUUGAAGGUAAGGUAACAGUAAGAA
Electrophorus electricus (electric eel) is the source of this 4607-nucleotide messenger RNA. RefSeq names its product acyl-CoA dehydrogenase family member 10. The record is from RefSeq and is a predicted model, not a curated record. NCBI's taxonomy places the organism in Eukaryota, Metazoa, Chordata, Actinopteri, Gymnotiformes, Gymnotidae.